AUGACCCCUCUCCACUCUUACUACCCCGUGGGUGUAGAGAUCCCCAGCUACGUUCCUAACGAAUGGAGCACCCUAGCGCUGGUCUCUACAUUUGGUGUCACCUGCAUAAUCGUCCUGACAGCCGCCAAAACCAUUGCAACAAAUGUAAACCCUCGCAUUACGACCCCUGAACUCUCCAGAGUUCUCUGGUUUACCCUAUGCGGCUGCAUCCACCUCAUUCUUGAGGGCUACUAUGCCCUGAACUUCGCCACCCUUCCAAGUUCCCAACACCUCCUCGCGCAACUCUGGAAAGAAUACUCCAUGUCUGAUUCUCGGUAUCUCACUUCACACGCCUUUGUUAUGUCUAUGGAGUCCAUUACCGCCUGGUGCUGGGGCCCGUUAUCCUUCCUCCUUGCGUCCUUCAUCGUCACGGAUAAUCCCUUCCGCCACCCGCUGCAGAUUAUCAUUUCAACUGGACAGCUUUACGGGGAUGUACUGUACUAUGCGACCUGUGCGUUUGAUUUUUUCGUGUAUGGGAUUGAGUACUCGAGGCCUGAAAAUUAUUACUUCUAUGGGUACUUUGUGUUGUUGAAUGGGUUCUGGAUCGUUAUUCCAGUUUUGCUUAUUGCCGAUAGUGUGAGAGCUUGUGCGGGGGCUUUUGCAGAGGUCAAGAGCACGAGGACGGUCGGGAUGAAUGGGGAUGCGAAGAAAUCUUCUUGA
This is a messenger RNA of Penicillium vulpinum, 699 nucleotides long. Its product is annotated as EXPERA domain-containing protein. The coding region runs from base 1 to 699 and encodes 232 amino acids. Gene Ontology annotation, biological process: sterol biosynthetic process. The record is from RefSeq and is a predicted model, not a curated record. Gene Ontology annotation, molecular function: steroid Delta-isomerase activity; C-8 sterol isomerase activity; cholestenol delta-isomerase activity. The transcript is spliced from 3 exons. NCBI's taxonomy places the organism in Eukaryota, Fungi, Ascomycota, Eurotiomycetes, Eurotiales, Aspergillaceae. Gene Ontology annotation, cellular component: membrane; endoplasmic reticulum.